Molecule: messenger RNA, 1521 nt
Organism: Clarias gariepinus (North African catfish)
Lineage: Eukaryota; Metazoa; Chordata; Actinopteri; Siluriformes; Clariidae
Exons: 1
Coding region: 173-997 (274 amino acids)
Source: RefSeq, a predicted model, not a curated record
UUCAUGGAAAUGCUGAAGCGUCCCUGAGCUCCAGUGGUCUUGAAGGUCAAAAGAAUGUCUUGAUUUGGUAAAGGUGAACCAAUCAUGAAUUAACCAAUGCUAAAACCAGGAGCAAACUUUUCCUAGCUCCGGCUUCAUCGUUAGAAAAGCCCCUGGAAUUCUGGGAAAAAGAAUGCCAGCCAAGACCCCUAUGUAUUUAAAGACACCUGCACCGAAGCAUGGUAAAAAGCCAAAACUGAGGGAUCUUCUGUCUAGUGAUAUGAUCAGCCCCCCUUUAGGAGACUUGCGCCACAGUGCCCAUGUUGGACCAGACGGGGAGACUGACAUGUUCGGAGAUGUUGGCUUCCUAAAAGGGAAGUUGGAGAUGUUACCUGCCUUGGCAUGCCCCUCACAGCCCUCUUCCAACAGCAUGAACAGACAUGUGGAUGACAUAUUUGAGGUAAAAGGCCUCCAGCACAGGUAUGACCCCCAUCAUAACUCAAACAACAGCUCUUCCAUUCUUAAAAGCACUAUCUCAAUGCCUGCCUUCACUGCCCCCGAGCAACCACCUCCAAAACCUCCUCGCCUGCACUUAGAGGAAAGCUCAAAUCAGCAUAAGCACCACAACAAUCAUCAGCAACAUCCCAUGUCUGUGUGUACAGAAGGAGUUGGACAGUACAGGGAACCUUUCCAUGACUUCACCUUAUGUACAUCUAUCCCUAUCUUGAGACAUCUUGUGCCCACUGCUGGCUCUUUUUCCGAAGCCUCCUCCGAUGAUUCCAUGUCUGAGGGCUGCGUUCCACCAGACCCUAAACGAGGCCUGAGUCUGGACUCUGAUGCUGGACUGAGCAACGAGGACCUGCGAAGUGAAAACAGCGAGUCUCCCGCCUUCUCUCCCACCAUGUCACGCUCAGAGUCGCUUGCUGGUCUCAACCUGGAUCUAGGCCCAUCUAUUUUGGAGGAUGUUCUCAGUAUAAUGGACCAGUACAAGAGUGAGAAGGACAGUUGUGAGCUGUGAGCUGGCUGAGAGUCUUUAAUCAUUGUUAUGUGCAUGACCUUGCUUGGCCUUGUACUUCUUAGGCUCAGGGGAUAAGUAGCACUUGGUAUAAACUGGUUGUGACAGAACGUCUACAAACUGAUAACUGCAUCUCUCACUCUGUAAAUGUCCAUCUGACACGGAGAUGCAGAACGAAAAACUGGUUUUAUAUGUUGUUUAUAUGUAACUACAUUGAUAUUCUAUUCAGUGGAGCUGGACUGUGACCUUUUUUUUGUGCUGCCUUACACCUAAACAUGAAGCAAAUCCAGUGCAAAAUGUAAAGAGUAGUCACAUUUGCACAUGACUGAUGUGAAAUACUGAUUUCUCCCUCUUACGCAGUGUUUGUGAUUGAAACCGGUUCAUGAUGUUCAUAUAUUUAUUAGGUGUUUAUCUUUUGUUCUUUUGGUAUUUCUAUCACAAUUGCAGUUCAUUAUUGAUAUGAAUAUCAUAAUUGAGCUUAACGUUGUCGUGUAAAUAAAAUAUUAUUGAAACCUAUUCAAGACUUU